CUUUGUACUACCGAAGUUAGUCAGAGUAGAUUGUCUUGACUGUUAAGUUUUGUUGCCCCAUUUGCCGCUGAGCUGACUUUCGUGAACCCACAGCAACUCCUUGGCCCGAGUUCCUUACCAACCCAGAGACUGUUUUAAUGGCUGCUGGACGCUUCAAGAGACCGGUCCCAAAGAAGGCUCUAAUCUAAGAUACCCUACUCUAAGAUACCAUCAAGCCAGGCAUCAUGGGAGUGCAGGGAUUGUGGAGAUUGGUAGAGUCUACAGGACGACCUGUGAACCUGGAAUCUCUAGAGGGCAAAGUGAUUGCUGUUGAUGUGAGUAUCUGGUUGAAUCAAGCUGUUCUUGGUGUCCAUGGUAACAGCCUUUCUAAUCCUCAUCUUCAGGUUUUGUUCAAUCGUAUCUGUAAACUCCUCUUCUAUCGUAUCAAACCAAUCUUUGUCUUCGAUGGUGCUCCACCUCAGCUCAAGAAACAAACAUUGGCUGCUAGACGUCAAAGGAAAAAUCUUGCUGCCGCUAGGACGGAGAAGACGACUGAGAGGAUCGUUAAGAACUACAUGAAAUCACAUGCUAUCCAGGCUGUGAUAGGAGAGAAUGGUGAGGGAACCUCACAGGAUCUUCCUCCCCUCUAUAUUCCAAGGAAGAAUGAAACUGAUUUAUAUGAACUUCCUCCAUUACCAUCAAAUGAUCUUCAUGAGAACAACAGUGGAUCAGAGGAUGAGGAGGAAGAAGACCAUAUAUCCAUUGCCAUGGCAGCUCAUCAGGCCGAGAUGGAAUCGAGAUAUCAAGACUUGGGAGAGUUAGACAUUGAGUCUGAAUCAUUCAAGGCUCUACCUGUGGAAGUCCAACAUGAACUCAUCACAGAGCUACAGGAAUCAUCCAAGAAAAACUCCUGGGCUAGGAUGCAUCAGCUACCUAAGGUAUCUCAAGAUUUCUCCCAGUACCAACUCAAGAAGCUUCUUAAUAAGGGCAAGCUGCGUUUGAGACUAGACAAUCUCAGGAAAGAAAUGAGAACUAAGAUGUCACUCUCUAUGACUGCUUUACUUGAUGCUCAGAGUAUGUCAGGUAGUCAGGUAGAUGCAGGUCGAGUAGCAUCAGAAGACACCCAGCACUACAUCCUGAUGAAGAAAGGAAACAAACCAGAUGAAGAGUCUGAAGAUGAGAGUGGUGAUGACAUCGUCGUUGCAUCCUACGCCGAGAGGGCAGGCUUCGCAACCAGUAUGGAUCUUAAGAUGCAGAAGGUGAUGAGGAAACGAGGAUCUGCUACCAUGGCAACAACACCAUCAACAUCGUCAAAGGAUGACAUAGAGAUUGUACUUCUUGAGGAUGAUUCCACCCCUGCUAGCAAGAAGAGGAGAAGAGACCUUGCGGGUCAGGACAUGAAUGAGAGUGAAGCAGUAAGAUUGGAUGACAAGGCAAGCAAGGAUGAGGCAGUCAAAGCAGAAUUGAAGAAGUUCUUUGAUCAGCUCGAUGCCAAGAUAUCACCAUCACAGAAGCAAGCAGGUAGUUCAUAUGCACCCGUCCCUGAUGAUGUAGUGUGUCUUGACAGAGUACAUACUUCAAAUGCAGAAGCAUUGUCAGAAACUGCAAAGAAACUAAACUCUGCCCAAUCUUUGUCUGCAAGGAAAGUUCAGGGUGUAAGUACGUUAACGGACGUUGUGAUCAUGGACGAUAGUUCCACAAAGCAUGAGUUGACUGUGAAUAUAGAAACUGAGGAAGGAAAUGAAAGUGAGCCUUUGAAGACUGAGAUGGGUGAUUCUAUUGUCAGAGAUCUUUUUGCUAAAGAACCCUCAAAGGCUACAGAAAAUGAUAGGACCACAAAUGAAAAGCUCCAAACAAAAGAAGAGAAAUGUGAAAUGAUCUCAGUGAGUGGUAAGAGUAGGACUAGGAGCUUGGAGCACGUUGGACGAACUGAAGAAAACAUUACCAACAUAGAUCCAAAGACCGUAGAGAGAACUACCACAGAUGAUUCACCAACUGCUGUUGCAAGAAAGGUGUUCAAGGAAGAAGACAGGGCCAUGACCCAGAGGCAAGAUAUUCUGAAGGAACUCUUGAAGAAGAAGGAGGAUAUGAAGAUCAUAGAGCCAAAGACUGUAGAGAGAACUACCACAGAUGAUCCAUCAAUUGCUGAUGCAGGAAAGGUGGCGCAGGAAGAUGACAGGGCCACAACCCAGAGGCAAGAUAUCCUGAAGGAACUUCAGAAGAAGAAGGAGGAUAUGAAGAACAUGAUGAAAGCCUUUGAGAGUCGGAUGGACGACUUCGAUAUACUAGAUGUUCCUGAUGAUGAUUUAGCAUUUGAUGCUGAAUUCACUUCAGGGAUUGGCGCAGAAAGUGGUAAUCCUGUAGAGAUAAGUGCAGAGACUUCUGAAACAACAUAUGAUGAUACAGGUGUUGGCACAAAGACUCUUGAUGAUGAGGUUAAAGGCACUGAGAUUGUUCCAGGUUCAGACUUUAGUGAAAAGAAAAUUCCUGAUGCAGAAGUUGGUGCAAAUACUGUUCAUGAUGUGGACGUUGGUGCAAAGAAUACUAUUGAUGCAAUGAUUGCUGCUAAGGCUGGUACUGAUGCAGAGGUCAACGUGAAGAAUGAUGUUGAUCCAGGAAAGAGGGUUGUUGUAGAGAUCACUCUUGAUGAGCCUAUCCAGGUGAAUGGACAGACAGCAGACUCUGAAGAUCCUGUUAAUACAUCUGACCUAUCUUUCAUGACACGAACUUCACUGGACUCUGAAUGGACAUCGACACCAUACCAGGUCGAUAGUGAUGAUGAUGUCCAGCGUGUCUACAUGCAAGAAUCUGAUCAAGAGCCUGAGAUAGAUGAAUGGCAUGGAGUAUAUGUAGAUAAGAUGAAUGAGAUGGAAAAGAAGUUACAUACAGAGAGACUUGCUUUGGAGAAAGAGAGGAGGAAGCAACAGAAGAAAUCAUAUUCUAUUACAGACACCAUGUAUGCAGACAGUAAGGAGAUGCUACAGUGCUUCGGUAUCCCUUACAUAGAGAGCCCUCAGGAGGCUGAAGCUCAGUGCGCUUUCUUAGAUCUGACCAAUCAAGCGGAAGGUACCAUAACAGAUGACGGUGAUAUCUGGCUGUUUGGUGGCAGACGAGUCUUCAGACAUUUCUUCUCUAAGAAGAAGGAUCCAGAAUACUUCAGGGUGGGAGACAUUGAAAGACAUCUGUUAUUGGACCGCAAGAAGCUGAUCAACCUGGCCUAUCUGGUCGGGAGUGAUUACACCCUCGGUAUCCAAGGCAUAGGGUCAGUGGGUGCCAUGGAGAUACUAGCAGAGUUUAAAGGUCAUGGGUUGAAGACACUCAAGGAUUUCAAAUCGUGGUGGUCUAGGACCCAGGACCAAGGUGUGCCAUCAUUGAAUGCCACCAGGUCUAAAUGGUGCAAGUUGGUCCUACCAGAUGAAUUUCCCAAUCCCCUGAUAGCCAAGGCCUACACGAAUCCAGCCAUCGAUGAGUCUGAAGAAGGUUUCCAGUGGGGAUUGCCUGAUCUUGGUCUACUCAGAGAGUUUGCUCGUGAGCGGUUCGGUUGGAUGAAGACCAAGUUAGAUGAGCAGCUUCUCCCGGUCUUGCAAAGGCUCAAUGAGAAACAGGUCCAAAGCAAGAUGACAUCAUUCUUUGGCGUUGCUCAUCUUGGCAAUAGGAAGAAGAUUACCAGCAAACGAAUGAGGAAUGCGUUGAUGCAGAUGGAGAGAUCAUCGGAUGAAGAGGAAGAAGAAAGCACGGAGGAGGAGGAAGAGAGCGAGGAGGAGGAAAGGCCAAGGAAAAAGAAAAGGGUUUCUACUGGUUCUGGGAAGAAGAGAGUGAGAAGGAAAAAGAAACUUGUGCAGAAACCUACCCAAGAAGGAGGAGAGGAAAAGAAUAAAUGUAAGCAGAAAGUGAAGAAGAGAGUAAAGAGGAAGAAGAAAGUGGUACUGAACCAGAACAAUAAUGACACACCACAAGAGCCCAAACAAGGAGCAGGACAGACAAAGAAUGCUCCGAAGAUUCAAAUGAAUGAAGAGGAGAGCGCUUUUGCAGAAAGGACUGAAGUCAAGAAAAGUAAGGCGCAGAAUGGAAAACUGAAACCAAAACCCAACCCAAACAAGAGACAAAAGCGUAGAGUUCCUACGGUAGAUUACGCUGCGAUGAUGGAGGACAAUGAUGAGGACAUCCCUGAUGAAGUUCUCUUGGAUGUUGCGGAAGACAUGGAGAUGGCAGCAUUGAUGGAAGCAGGAAGCGGACAUAACGUGACCCAUGACCUCAGGAACAUCAGCAGCUCCGGCUCACAACCAAAGACAGGAUCUCACAACUCUAGCAUAGAUACAGACUUUGUAGAGGAGAGGAGGGGUAAAGGGAGGGGCGGGGUUGUACCUAGACUCGAUGGUGGUGGUGGUGGUGGUGGUAGACAGAGAGGGAAAGGUAAGAGGGGAGGUACAAAUAAGGGAAAAGCAAUCAUGAAGAAGAGACCAGGCCAGGGGGAUGGGCCAAAAUUGUCUUCCAGUGGAACUGACUCAGAGUGAUUCCAAUAGGAUGGAUAUUCCUCUGAACAUUUGAUGAAAUGCAGAUUUCUUCUGUACAAAGGACCUAUUUUUCAACAGCCUUUUAUCAAACAUACCUCAACAUUCACCUUUCUGUGAAAACAAUGUUCUUGCUGUCAUUAUACUCUUCUUUCUCUCUCUCUCUCUCUCUCUCUCUCUCUCUCUCUCUCUCUCUCUCUAUCUAUCUCUCUCUCUCUCCUCUCUCUCGACCUAGCAUGCCUUUGUAUUAGAAUGAGUGUUAGAUAGUUUAUACAAAAUACAGUACAUCUAUUGCACUCACUAUUAUCAAUGUUAUAUUCAACAUGAAAUGAUUUUUUUUUGUUCUCAAAAUCAUUGAUACGCAGAUAAAGAAAAGUAAUGUAAUAAACUGAGUUUUAAGUUAGAAAAUCUAGUUAUUUUGAUAUAUCCUUACUCUACUUUAUCUUCUCACUAUAUGUUUAUUGUAUGUAUAUAAUUAAGAUGAGAGAAUGGAGAAUGAAUAAUGGAGUGCAACUAUAUGUGAGAAAAAUACUGCAGCUAUAUUUAUAUUCUAUUAUAUGGAGAAUUGUAUGAUAUUUUAGCAAUAAAUUUGAAUAUGAAAUAUAC
Molecule: messenger RNA, 5096 nt
Organism: Strongylocentrotus purpuratus (purple sea urchin)
Lineage: Eukaryota; Metazoa; Echinodermata; Echinoidea; Camarodonta; Strongylocentrotidae
Product: DNA repair protein complementing XP-G cells homolog
Exons: 16
Coding region: 225-4493 (1422 amino acids)
Biological process (GO): nucleotide-excision repair
Cellular component (GO): nucleus
Molecular function (GO): DNA endonuclease activity; single-stranded DNA binding
Source: RefSeq, a predicted model, not a curated record